Molecule: messenger RNA, 5215 nt
Organism: Gadus morhua (Atlantic cod)
Lineage: Eukaryota; Metazoa; Chordata; Actinopteri; Gadiformes; Gadidae
Gene: hecw1b
Product: HECT, C2 and WW domain containing E3 ubiquitin protein ligase 1b
Exons: 33
Coding region: 260-5128 (1622 amino acids)
Biological process (GO): protein ubiquitination; regulation of dendrite morphogenesis; ubiquitin-dependent protein catabolic process
Cellular component (GO): cytoplasm
Molecular function (GO): protein binding; ubiquitin protein ligase activity
Source: RefSeq, a predicted model, not a curated record
UUUGUCAGGUUAAAGAUGCUGAGAUGAAUUUUGGUCGCCUAUUGACCAUAGCAUAGGCCACGAAUGGUUCAGGUCCCCCGAUGCCACAGACUGCCUUAUAGGCUAAAUGAACGUUGAGAUAUGCAGACGACUUUCCGUCGACCCGUCGCCGCCCCACGGAGUGGGUAAACAUGUGCUGUGGAUGAUAUAGCUGUGGAGCUCACAAUCCAUCAGUUGUCAUUUCGGACCCAGAGUCCUCCCCUGAGCAUCGGCCGUCGCCAUGGCGUCCUCCUCUCGCCCGUCCCGCAGCCGGCGGCGCGGGAAGAAAGACCCGGUACGCCACAGCCUCAACCCGGAGCAGCUCCACCACAUGGAGCUACGGCACUGCCUCCAGCAGGAAAUGGGCGCCGCUCCUCGGUCUACCAGCGACACGGACCUGGUGACGUCCUACUGCCGCUCCACGCUCACCACUAGCUCCUCCCACUACACCAUCGGCCAACCCCAGGACAUCCACGUCAUCUGGGACAUCAAGGAGGAGGUGGACGCUGGAGACUGGAUCGGCAUGUAUCUGAUCGACGAGGUGUUGUCCGAAAACUUUCUGGAUUACAAGAGCCGCGGGGUGAACGGAUCGCAUAAGGGCCAGAUCGUGUGGAAGAUCGAGGCCAACAGCUACUUUGUAGAAACCGAGACCAAGGUUUGCUUCAAGUACUUCCACGGUCUGAGCGGGGCGCUGAGGGCCACGACCCCGACCGUCACGGUGAAGAACCCCACCGCCCCGGUGCUGAAGCAGAACUCUACUGAAGAGGCGCCCCCAGCACAGGGCUCAAGAAGACUCAUCAGCUUCUGUUUGUCUGACUUCAACGCAGUGGGCCUGAAGAAGGGGAUGUUCUUCAGCCCGGACCCCUACCUGAAGAUCUCCAUCCAGCCAGGGAAGAACAGCAUCUUCCCCUCGCUGCCGCACCACGGCCAGGACAAGCGCUCGGGCAUCGUGUACAGCACCAUCAACCCCCGCUGGAACAGAGAGCGCUUCAGCUUCGUCUCGCUGCCGACAGACGUUCUGGAAAUAGAAGUAAAGGAUAAGUUUGCUAAAAGCCGACCUAUCUUCAAGCGUUUCCUGGGCAAGCUUUCAAUGCCCGUCCAGAGGCUGUUGGAGAAACACGCGAUCGGCGAUAGGAUGGUGCACUACACUCUGGGACGCAGACUACCCAAUGAGCACGUCACCGGUCAGCUCCAGUUCCGCUUCGAGAUCACGUCGUCCAUACACCCAGACGACGAGACCCUCAGCGCCGAGUGCUCCCCGGCCCGCCAGCCCCCGGCCGCGCGGCGCUCCAGCCACCCCUCGCGGGCGGCCCACACCUCGUCCGACGACACGCGCAGCCCCCUCCGCGUCGCCCAGGGCAACCACGGCCCCGGCGCCGGCGAGCCCCCCCAGAGGUCGAGACACCGGAGGCCGUCCAGAACCGGCCGCCACGGGCUCCCGUCGGACCCCGUCUGCAGUGUGGAGCCGGCGGCGGCGGCGGCGGCGGCGGCGGCGGGAGAGACGGAGCGCGGUGGGAUGGAGGGGUCGGCUGUCGCCCAGACGACGGCGUCUACGGAGAAGGAGGAGGAAGAGGAGGAGGAGGAGGAGGAGGAGGAGAAGGAGCCGUCCGGUCCAGAUCCCCCUGAGGCCGGCCUGACCCGGGACACUCAGGGCGCCGCCUCGGCCAAAGCGGACGCGGCGGGCGUCACGGAGUCGCUGUUGGCGACGGUGCAGGAGGCGAGCGAGGAGAGGAGUCUGCACACGCCCUCCACGCCCCGAGGCGAGGAGGGGGAGGCGGAGGAGGAGGAGGGGGGGAGACGGGAGGGAGGAGCGGAGGACGGGGAGACCAGAGGAGGAGGAGGAGGAGGAGGAGAGGAGGAAGAGCAGUGGGAGGAGAACGGUGGGACGCAGGACGGGGGGUCCCCGGAGAGACGGAGCAGAGCCAGGGGGGGGGAGCAGCAGGAGAGGAGGAGGACCCUGGGAGACCCGGAGCCGGGGGGGCAGGGGGAGGAGGAGGAGGAGGAGGAGGAGGAGGAGGGGACGGGGGAGGAAGGAGAGAACGGCUGUCCUGUGACCAUCAGGAGCUUGCCAAGGAGGCGGAGCCGGCCCUGCUCCCUGCCCGUGUCCAAACUGGAGACGGUCAUCGCCUCCUGCUCCGAGCCCGAGACGCCCAGGUCGCACUACAUACGCAUCCACCAGCUGCUCCACACGCUGCCCUGCGUCCAGCCCGAGGAGCUGCUCAACGGGGACGCCGUGUCAGGCGAGUCCCUGGAUCUGGAGGGCCUCGACGAAGACCCAGGGACGGCCUCCGCCAACGGGCCCCUGGAGGGGGGGGAGGAGGGCGGCUGUGGCUCCGCCGGGGGCCCCCAUGAGGGCCCAGAGGGGGGGCCCCGGCGCACCCUGCCCCGCUCCCUGUCCGUGGACCGCCUGUCGGACCUCGCCCUGAGGCUGGAUGCGGAGGGCAGGCACCCUGAGGGCGCGGCGGUGAACGGGAUGGGCUACGAGGUGGAGGAGGAGGAGGAGGAGGAGUACGAGCCGUGCUGCAGCAACUCCUGCUUCACCCAGAGAGGGAGGCCGGCCCGACUGGGUCAGCACAGGUCAGGGGGCACGGCCUUCUCAUCCCAGGAGGACGAGGACGAGGACGAGGCCGGAGGGGCCAAGGUGAAGGGCCCCGGGGAAGGUUCCUCCUCGCAGUGCUGCGGAUCAGAAGACGACUGCUUCAGGCCGUCGAGCCCUGCCUGCCCCAUGCCUGCCCUGAAGUCUGACCACUACCCGACCAUCGACGAACCGCUGCCUCCCAACUGGGAGGCGCGUGUGGACAGCCACGGUCGUGUGUUCUACGUGGACCACAUCAACCGGACCACCACCUGGCAGAGGCCCACCACCGCCGCCACCCCCAACGGCAUGCGCCGCUCAGGCUCCGCCCACCAGAUGGAGCAGCUCAACCGGAGGUACCAGAGCAUCCAGCGCACCAUGGCGACAGAAGGGGGCGGGGAGGAGGAGGAGGAGGGGGGGGAGGAGAACGGGGGCGGGGCCUGGAGGAGCGAGGGGACCGUGUUCAGCAACAGCUCUGAGACGGACGCCGCCCCCCCCGCUGACAACAACGAGGCCCCUGUGGACUCCUCCCCCUCCCCCCCCCUGGCCAGCAGUCAGAAGCUCUCCGCUCUGCUCCAGAGUCCCGCCGUCAAGUUCAUCACACACCCCGAGUUCUUCACCGUGCUGCACGCCAACUACGGCGCCUACCGCCUCUUCACCAACAGCACGUGCCUCAAGCACAUGAUCCUGAAGGUCCGCCGCGACGCCCGCAACUUUGAGCGCUACCAGCACAACCGCGACCUGGUGACCUUCAUCAACCGCUUCUCCAGCCAGCAGCUGGACCUGCCGGGGGGGUGGGAGAUGAAGACGGACCCCCAGGGAAAGAACUUCUUCGUGGACCACAACAGCCGCGGGACCACCUUCAUCGACCCCCGCAUCCCCCUGCAGAACGGCCGUCUGCCCAACCACCUGACCCACCGGCGCCACCUGCAGAGGCUGCGCAGCUACAGCGCUGGAGAGGCCUCCGACGUGUCCCGGAGCAGAGGGAUGAUGUCCCGGUCGGGGAAGGGCCUGGUGGCUUCCAUGAGGACGCAGCAGCAGCUGGACAACGUUCCCCAAGCCUACAACGACAAGAUCGUGGCGUUCCUGCGUCAGCCCGGCGUCCUGGACAUCCUGACAGACCGCCAGCCGGCUCUGACCCGGAACCCCUCCCUCAGGGAGAAGAUCCACUACAUCAGGACAGAAGGAGCUCCGCGUCUUGAGCGGCUGUCCUGUGAUGCCGACCUGGUCAUUCUGCUGAGUCUGUUUGAGGAGGACAUCAUGUCUUUCGUCCCAUCGUCCUUCCAACAUGGCUUCUCCUUCUCCCCUCACUGCUCUCCUGGGGCGUCGCCCCGCAAGUCUCCCGGUAAAGGCACCCAGAGGGCCCGGGCGCCGGCCCCUUACCGACGGGACUUUGAGGCCAAGCUGAGGAACUUCUACAGGAAGCUGGAGGCUAAGGGCUACGGCCAGGGCCCGGGGAAGAUCAAGCUGAUGGUUCGCCGGGACAAUCUGCUGGAGGGGACGUUCAACCAGGUCAUGGCCUACUCCCGCAAGGAGCUCCAGAGGAACAAGCUCUACAUCACCUUCAUCGGAGAGGAAGGGCUGGACUACAGCGGGCCCUCCAGGGAGUUCUUCUUCCUGCUGUCCCAGGAGCUGUUCAACCCGUAUUAUGGUCUGUUUGAGUACUCGGCCAACGACACCUACACCGUGCAGAUCAGCCCCAUGUCAGCCUUCGUGGAGAACCAGCUGGAAUGGUUUCGUUUCAGCGGUCGGGUCUUGGGCCUGGCGCUGAUUCACCAGUACCUCCUGGACGCCUUCUUCACCAGACCCUUCUACAAAGCGCUGCUCCGACUCGCCACGGACCUCAGCGACCUGGAGUACCUGGACGAGGAGUUCCACCAGUCGCUGCAGUGGAUGAAGGACAACGACAUCACGCAGGUCCUGGAGCUCACCUUCACGGUCAACGAGGAGGUCUUCGGGCAGGUGACGGAGAGGGAGCUGAAGUCGGGCGGAGCCAACAUCAACGUGACGGAGAAGAACAAGAAGGAGUACAUCGAGCGCAUGGUCCGCUGGAGGGUGGAGCGGGGGGUGGUGCAGCAGGCCGAGGCCAUGGUCCGCGGCUUCUACGAGGUGGUGGACUCGCGGCUGGUGUCGGUGUUCGACGCCCGAGAGCUGGAGCUGGUGAUCGCCGGCACGGCGGAGAUCGACCUCCACGACUGGAGGAACAACACGGAGUACCGUGGAGGGUACCACGACGGCCACAUGGUGAUCCGCUGGUUCUGGGGCGUGGUGGAGCGCUUCAACAACGAGCAGCGGCUGCGCCUGCUGCAGUUUGUCACCGGGACGUCCAGCGUGCCCUACGAGGGCUUCACCGCGCUGCGCGGCUCCAACGGCCUGAGGCGCUUCUGCAUCGAGAAGUGGGGCAAGAUCACCUCCCUGCCCAGGGCUCACACGUGUUUCAACCGGCUGGAUCUCCCUCCUUACCCAUCAUGCAACAUGUUGUACGAUAAGCUCCUCAUCGCCGUCGAGGAGACCAGCACGUUCGGACUCGAGUAGUGGAUGUGUGUGUGCGCGCGCGCGCACGCACGCACACACACACACACACACACACACACACACACACACACACACACACACACACAC